Messenger RNA from Neurospora tetrasperma FGSC 2508, 2685 nucleotides. RefSeq lists its product as uncharacterized. Gene Ontology annotation, molecular function: DNA binding; DNA-binding transcription factor activity, RNA polymerase II-specific; zinc ion binding. Bases 1 to 2685 code for a protein of 894 amino acids. The record is from RefSeq and is a predicted model, not a curated record. The transcript is spliced from 5 exons. NCBI's taxonomy places the organism in Eukaryota, Fungi, Ascomycota, Sordariomycetes, Sordariales, Sordariaceae. Gene Ontology annotation, biological process: DNA-templated transcription; regulation of DNA-templated transcription.
AUGAUGUUCAUGUGGAUGGGAGCACAUGGAAGACGUCGAGGCAACUUGGCGAUCCUGCCUGGGUUGCAAUUAAGAGGAAGCUCCAGCCCCGAGGCACAAAUCGUCCGCCUAAAGACUGAGCCAGGCACGAGCACCAAACAAAGCCCUCGCCCUUCCUCGAGCUCCAAUGCCACCAGUGCUGCUGGGUCUUCGAAUAGACCCGUCCAGCCGCCCAAGGUUUGCGACAAGUGCCGACUAAGGAGAAUCAGAUGCGAUUACCAGUCACCUUGUCAACCUUGCAUAGACGCGAAGCUUCAAUGUACCAGGAACCACGUGCCGCGUAAGAGAGGGCCGAGACCCGGCCGUGGCCGUCUUAUCAACAGACUCAGAGAACGCGAGGCAGGAAAGAAGGAAGAACAACGUCCAAGCAGUUCUGGAGAUCCGGAGGUAAGCGACGGAGCCCGGUCAAAUAAUACCGACAUCUUCCCGCAAAACGCCUCCGUCUCAUCAACUUGGGCCUCCGACGUGAGCACAGCUCCCGAAACAACCGGCCUUUGGGCCAACGAACACAUAUUCCCAUCAAGAGGCGCAUUUCUCUACCUUAUACCCAAAUGUGUAGAACUCUUCUAUCAACACCUGUAUCCCGUGAUGCCUGUCCUGUACAUGCCCGAAAUACAACGAAUGGACCCACGAGUCUGCGAUCUCCCCGAAAAGAACCUCCUGUUUUCCCUUUCGGCUCUCACCUGUUUCCGCAUGUCGGGUCACAGCCUCGGUGCUGAAGACAGUCCCGAAUUCUGGGACCAGGCAGGUCGUUUCCUGCUCAACGAUUGCUUAGAUGUUAGGAAGCAAUAUGACUUGUAUGACAACAUUUCGUUGAGCACGGUUGUUUCGUCCAUGUUUCUGGCUUCUUCCUUCUUCGAGACUAACCAAAGCACAAAGGCGUGGGUCUACCUAAGAGAGGCCCUAACCUUUGCGCAGGAGCUGGGCUUGGAGGAUGAGUCGACUUAUGCAGGCUUAUCGCCCGAGGAGGCUCUAUGUCGGCAGAGGGUGUUCUGGCUGUUGUAUGUUAUGGAACGGUCAUUCGCAAUUCUACGCAACAAGCCGCUCAUGCUGCGCCGGACACCCAAACUUCCCAUGACUCUUCACGCUUACGAAUCCCGCGGCAUCCACACCGGUUUUCUCCAACUUCUCGGCAUCUACAUUCCCCUUCGUGACUCCAUCAUCGAAGCAUGGACCUAUGGUUCCAACUCCACCGUCGACGUCAAUACCUACCUCGCUCUGCAGAACCAACUUGCUCGGCCAGCCGGCAGUUCAGGCGGCUUGUCCAUCCCACACCCGUUUUUCCCUUCCUCUCCCAAUGCCGCCGUAUCCUCCAUACAGAUGCCAGUUUCCCAGUCUUGCGGCUUCUCCGACCUUUCGCUUUCAUCCUCAUCAAUUUCUUCUUCGCCUGAGGACCCUGUAGCUCCAGUGGUAGAACCGACACCGUCUCAAACCGCCGAGCUGUUAGUAACGCAGCAGUGGCUCAGAUUGAUUAUCUGGCUUUCCUCGCUGCGCCAGGGGUACCUGUCAUGGGCUGCGGAGAAUGAGAGCAUGCAUUUCGCACUUCCCUUGACUAUCGCUAGGCAAACUGGGUUGGUCUUGCGGUCUCUUAUGCAAAUCGGGGGCUUAGAGGCAACUGGUGUGGCAGCGCUAGAGGUCAACGGGAUGGGAAUUUUUGAAAAGAUCUUUGAAAUUGGUGCUUGGUGUAUGAACGUGCUGGAUUCGUACGACAAGGCCUCUUUGGAGGGGCAAUUUCUUACCUUGCCCAAUUUCGGUCGAAGACACAGCGCAGCCUCUGGAAAGAACAAGCAGGCUGCCAGGUCGGCAACCAGCUCCCCAGCCGAUCAGACCAUGGACUACGAGGACGACGAGGACGUCGAUCUGCUCGAUGUCUUUAUGAGGGCACUCAGCGCGACCCCGACGAGUAGGAAGCAAUUCGCCGAGCCCCUCUAUAUGUGGGCGACGACGAGACCCGGGGGCAUGCGGAUCGGGCCAAGCUCAGUGUUGCAUCUAAACACAGGUGGUGGUGCCGGCGCCUUUGGUAUGGCACAGGCACAGCCAGGUCUUACUGAGCAAAUACCGGGAAUGGGGCUGAGCCAAGGGUUAGACUUGGGUCAAGCGUCUGGGAUAGGCGCGGCGCAGGGACACGAUGCGAGUUCGAUGAUGCAUCAGCAGCAACAGCCUGGAAUAUGGAAUGCUGCUUCUGCAUAUGCUCAUGGCCAAGCACCGCUUCCGGGGUCGGCCACCAGUAGUGGAGCUGGACUCUCGUGUCCCGACGGACCCGGGCCUGGAGGUGGACAAGGACAGGGAAUGGAAGAUGUCGUCAUGGGAGAUCAAGCCUCUCAUCAAGGGCAAGGAUUUAACAUCGAUCCGAGGCUUGGUGCAGGUUCCAACGUGCCCAGAGGAUUGCAACAUGCGAGUUUCGGCCGCCAACCCCUUCGUCCCAAUGCACCACACCUGCCCAGUCCGCUUCCCGGUCAGUUCGGCGGACCACCUACGAGCUUGUACGACGUCCCUGGAUGGAGUCCCAUUGACCCUGGGGGCCUUACGAGAGCGAGGAGUCGCACAAUGGGCAUGGGGCAGCUGAGGGGGUUGAUGGCUAUGGUUCAAGGGGGCCCGGGCACACCGGGGUCUUCCGGGCCUAGUGUCUCUCAAGCAGGAAGUUGA